AUGAAGACAGUUCAGCACCCGCUUUGCACCAACCCAGCUACGAACGUCACGUCGUUCAGGAAUAUGUGGACGCAUACUUUGACCAAUAUUAUCACUUCGAGAGCCCAUGGCCAUUUAGCAGGAGCUCAAGCUCAAGCUUCAGUUAUUGCAGUCCAGGCCCUUGUUGCCAUGUCUAUCGACGAUGAUUUGAUUGACUAUUCGCCGCGGAUGGCUCAAAACCCUACCGAAUCUGACACCAACGAACCGAGCCCCUUUAUUCACUUCUGUGAGCACGCCAAGCUGUGUUCCAUGGUUGUGAAACAGCUGUACGGAAUCACAAAGUCCAGAGUACUACGAAACGAUGUCCAGGACUUGUUCCACUCUCUGGAUACCCUGCUUCAAUCUUGGAAAGAUCAGAGUGGCCCGAGCCAGACGGAUCCAAUAUUCCCUGCGCUGGGCCGGGGGCCGAUGCAGAGCGCUCGGUCCGAGAACAAUGUUGAGCUGUUCUUGCGAGGCAACCGAUGCGUGCAGUCAGCACGCGAAGUGCUCUCCCAAGCGCACCUGCUGGAGCCUAGUAGCACCACGUGCUCGGACUGGCUGAUUGUGCAGGUACCGAUCAUGGCCUGCUGUGUGCUCCUCAUCGACGUCUUCAGCAAGGACCGGUCGGAGGACUUUCGGAGCAAUAUGGUGUUUCUCGGGAUGGCAAGCGGCUGGCUCGGCCGUCUGGCCGCUGCAAACAUGGACACGGCUCACAACAUUGCCUUUAACAAGAUUAUGGAGCUGAUUGCGCUAGCUCAGCAGCAGUGCAAGCUAUGA
Messenger RNA from Diaporthe batatas, 795 nucleotides. RefSeq lists its product as uncharacterized. The transcript is spliced from 6 exons. Bases 1 to 795 code for a protein of 264 amino acids. The record is from RefSeq and is a predicted model, not a curated record. NCBI's taxonomy places the organism in Eukaryota, Fungi, Ascomycota, Sordariomycetes, Diaporthales, Diaporthaceae.